Molecule: messenger RNA, 1271 nt
Organism: Loa loa (African eye worm)
Lineage: Eukaryota; Metazoa; Nematoda; Chromadorea; Rhabditida; Onchocercidae
Product: Rrp4-PA
Exons: 8
Coding region: 7-894 (295 amino acids)
Biological process (GO): CUT catabolic process; nuclear polyadenylation-dependent rRNA catabolic process; U4 snRNA 3'-end processing
Cellular component (GO): cytoplasmic exosome (RNase complex); nuclear exosome (RNase complex)
Molecular function (GO): RNA binding
Source: RefSeq, a predicted model, not a curated record
UUGCAGAUGUCACUGGAGAUUGCUGGACCUUCAAGUUUCAAGGAACUAGAAGUAGUCGUAACGGAGAGACGAGUUCCCGAGAACAAAUUAAUUGUGCCUGGUGCUAAAGUCACUUCUAAUCCCGAUUUUAUGAGGGGACAUGGGACAUAUAUGCGUGGUAAUGACUUGAUAGCAUCAGUAGCCGGUACUGUUGAACAAGUUAACAAGCUCGUAUCGGUACGACCGUUGAAAAGCAGAUAUAAUGGAGAAAUUGGCGAUGUGGUGAUUGGACGAAUUACAGAAGUACAACAGAAAAGGUGGAAGGUUGAGACGAAUUCCAGGCUAAAUUCAACGUUACUUCUUUCCAGCGUGAACUUACCGGGUGGUGAGCUGAGGAGAAAAUCGGUUGAAGAUGAACGAAUGAUGCGGGAAUACCUCAAAGAGGGCGACCUCAUUAGUGCUGAAGUACAAAAGGUGCACUCGGAUGGACAAUUAUUGUUGCACACGAGAAAUUUAAGAUAUGGGAAGCUUUCGCAAGGGACUUUGAUAAAAAUUUCUCCAUAUUUGGUUAAACGGAGAAAAUCGCACUUCCAUACGUUGCCGUGUGGUGUUUCUGUAAUUUUCGGACGUAAUGGUUAUAUCUGGAUAGCACCUGUAGUAAAUGAAGAACAGAAUAUGACAGGAGGUUAUUCGCAAAAUUUGGAAGAGGUAGUACCAAUGAAAAUCCGAUCAGUUAUAGCGCGUGUGGCAAAUUGUGUAAAUAUUCUUGCCAUGCAUCAUAUUCCACUCUAUGAUACAACGGUGGUGCUGGCUUAUGAUGCUUCUCUUAAUUCUGAGAUAAAUGAAUUGUUGAAGCCGGAAUCAGCCGCAAACAUAGCAACAGAAGUUGCAUUGCAGCUGGAAAAAAACUGCUGAAGAAGUGGGACAUGCUGAAUAAAUCUUUCUUUUUUUCCUAACCUUAAUUGUUUGAGUGCUCCUAUUGAGUCAAACCACGGAAUAUUUGCAUUCUUGCACAGCUUCGGUAGUUCAGAUAAAACGAUUAUUGAAGCUGGAAUCGACAGUAAACAUGAAUUGUUUUGAACGAAUGUAAAUGAUAUGUUAACUUUCGUUAUAUCAUUGGUAGAAAAUGAUGUGGUCUUAAUUGAAUCGUUCGAAAAUGUCUUUUGUCGAUUCAUGAAUUUCAAUCCAGUUUGCGUUCAUUAGUUUUUAAGAUUUUUGAAAAGUAUAGUGUAUCUUGUUAUUGCGCAUUUUUUUUGGAAGAUUAUUCUUACAAAUAAAAGAUCUGAUAUGCA